AUGUGGCCCCGCGCCCGGGCGGCUCUCAACGGACGCGGCGAUGGAUACAUCCAACCGCAAAGGCCCGAGGCACCCACGCCACCGGUCGCAGUCACGCAGCCCGGGACCGCUGUGCUCCACGGGCACCACCACCACGGCAAGGGUUGGCCCGAGUACUACGAGAAGGAGAAGGAGGAGAUCCUGUGGCAGAGGAGCUCACUGAGAGAGAGAGAGAGAAUUGGAGAGCUGGGGGCACCUGAAGUAUGGGGGCUGCCACCAGAGGUUCCUGACCCCGAUUCUGAUGAGCAUACAGCGGUAGAAGAUGAAGAGGCAAAAUCUAAGAGCAGUUCUUCGGAUUCCAGCUCAGAAGAGGAAAAGAAGAAAAAGAAGAAGAAAAGACAGAAGAAAAAACGUAAGGCAUCCAAAAGAAAGCGCAGAAAACAUUCUGAGGACAGCGACAGUGAGUCGGAGUCUGAGCAGAACUCCAGUGAUGAAGAUAAAAAGAAAAGCAAGAAGAGGAAAAAGAAGAAGAAAAAUAAGAAGAGCAGGAAGGAAUCCAGCGAUUCAAGUAGUGAAGAGUCCAAUGAUGAAACAGUUCAAGGGGAUGGUCUCAGGACUGAGAGGUCAAAAAAUACUGAAGCUGAUAGCUUGACUGGACCAGAGGCUCCCAAAACUCAUGCGUCUCAGGAUGACAGGGGAAAAUGUAUUCACCGGAGAGGCGAGAUCGGCUUGACCAGUGAAGAGAUCGCAUCGUUUGAGAGCUCUGGUCAUGUCAUGAGAGGCAUCAGACAUCGGCGCAUGGAAGCCGUGCGUCUGCGAGAGAACUAGAUCUACAGCGCAGACGAGAAGAGAGCCCUGGCCUCUUUCAACUCAAAUAAAGUACUUUUCGCCCUGGGAUCCAGAGAGGAGACUUGGCGGCUCUUUUCUCCUACCGAAGGGGAACUAUGCCACCGAGACCCUCUCUGAGAAACCAGGAGCGAGGAGUCAAACUUCUUCA
Messenger RNA from Chiroxiphia lanceolata (lance-tailed manakin), 976 nucleotides. RefSeq names its product NF-kappa-B-activating protein-like. The record is from RefSeq and is a predicted model, not a curated record. NCBI's taxonomy places the organism in Eukaryota, Metazoa, Chordata, Aves, Passeriformes, Pipridae. Gene Ontology annotation, molecular function: chromatin binding. Gene Ontology annotation, cellular component: nucleus. Gene Ontology annotation, biological process: regulation of gene expression.